This is a messenger RNA of Mya arenaria, 2139 nucleotides long. RefSeq names its product techylectin-like protein. The coding region runs from base 691 to 1545 and encodes 284 amino acids. The transcript has a single exon. NCBI's taxonomy places the organism in Eukaryota, Metazoa, Mollusca, Bivalvia, Myida, Myidae. The record is from RefSeq and is a predicted model, not a curated record.
GAACUUUAUUCAUCGAGUAUGUGUUACCUUACUGGAUCUAUUUUGUAAUGGUUUUAAGAGGUUUGUAAAAUAUUCACUUUUUGAAGAACAUCAUGACAUACAGUUAACAAAUUAGGGAGAGGUAUAUACAGAACGUUGAGUCAAGUGCUGAACAUAUCAUUGAAAAGAUCACCUACAACCAGCAGUUAUAUGUUAUCGUUGAAGUUGAGCAGACAGAGGAAUUAGGAAUUAAAAUUACAUGAAUUGAAUGUAAGGUUUGUUAAAAUUCACCCACUUCAGUAAUCCAAGACAAUUUAUAAACCCAUUCGCAUAAAAUAAUAUACUUGCAAUUGUUAGCAAAAUACUGAUCAGAGAUUUGAUAAUUUUGAAUAGUCAAACUCACGAAAACUUCCUUAAUCAGUGGAAAGUAAGUUAUGUUUGUCUUUAGUCGCUACAAAAGGACUCAAACAGAUCAUAAGGAGAACUUUUCAUCUACCAAAUGUAUUCCUGCCUAGCGUUUAUAUACAAACUGAAAGUCUUCCCUCACGUUUCCACACAAAGAAACUGAUUCUUUCAUUAGAAAUAGGAAGAAAAAACAUCCGUGGAAAUCAGCAAUCAAGGAAAUAAUAUACAUUGUUAUUUAAGGCACCUGAACACUAAAUAUCUUUAACCAACUACAGUCAGUCGAAUACUACACUUUGUUAAGUCAACAUGCACUUACAACACAGUACCUGUACGCUUCUGUGUUUGACCAUUUGCAAUGUGGUCAUCAUCAUUGGACAAUGUAGCGCAAGGGACACUGUUGACAAUGCGAGUACAUGCCGCAUUGGAAUUUUGAAGGAAAUGAUGGAAAACGCAACGAUAUCGGCGAUAGAGAAAUACUUUGCUCGAACCCAAACCACAACGUCCUCUCCUGUUGCGUCACUUCCCCGCGAUUGCCUAGACGUGUUGGGUGAGGGAAAGAUUGUCUCAGACCUAUAUCCUGUUUACCCUGACGGAACGGAAACGAACGGGUUUGACGUCCGAUGCGACAUGGACACAGGCGCAGGUGGGUGGACUUUAAUUCAACGCAGGGUGUCUGACACGGAUUUUUACAAAUCAUGGAAUGAGUACAAAGAAGGAUUUGGUGACUUACAUACCAAUUUCUGGCUAGGAAAUGAUAACAUUGUCGCCUUAUGUCGAAGUGUGUCGUGUGAGUUAAGAAUUGAUAUGCAAAUUGGCGACUCAAGGCGCUAUGCAGAAUACGGCUAUUUUGCAAUGGAAGAUGAAGACAGAAACUACAAGCUCCAUGUCAGUGAAUACACAGGAACAGCAGGGAAUGCGUUUGCAUCUCGUCAAAAUAAUCAAAACUUCAGCACAUACGACCGAGACAACGAUGCUUACAGUGGCAACUGUGCACAGCUAUAUCACGGAGCAUGGUGGUACGACGCCUGCCACGUCUCCAACCUCAACGGUGACUAUGGGAACACGGCAUACGCUAAAGGUCUAACUUGGAAUCCUUGGACCGGCUACUACGCCUCGCUAUCAAUGACUGAAAUGAAAGUUCGCCGGGUUCCAGAAAAAUAAUGUAAAUAAUUGCACCGAUGAGGAGACGCGCUGUAUUAACAAACUUUUAUAUUUUUCUUAACACAAUACCAAUUUUGAAUAAAAUAAUUGAUAUAAAGUGUGUUUAAAUUGUUGUUUUGAUCGUUAAGUCAAGUGUUUUGUUUCUUAUAAUCAUCAUCAUUAUAAUAAUCAUAAUACUAAUGAUUGUAUUUGAAAUACUUACCAAUUGAAAUAUUACUUCAUGAACAUAAUUAGAAUAUUGUUCAUAUUAUUAAUUAAACUCAUUGACACAAGUUAAAAUAUGAAAUAUAUACUUCCAAAGAGCUAGUUUUAGUAUUAUAUUAUGUUAAACACUAUCUUACAAAAUAUGCAGUUUGUUGUUAAGUGUGUGUUUCCGAUAUAUAAUAAUUGUAUGUUUAUAACAAGUACAAAUUACAUGUAUAACACAUUGAUAAAUUAUUAAAGAUUUUGUAUAAAUACUAAUGUAAGUACAAGCUUCCUUUAAGACAUGUAUGACAUUUUAGUAUAAUUUAAUAACGUUGUAUGAAAUUAUGGAUGGAACUAUGCUUAUUUUAAUACCAUGUUACAUAUUUAAUUAAAAGGUGAGUGGGUAGA